Messenger RNA from Hemicordylus capensis (graceful crag lizard), 4628 nucleotides. Its product is annotated as protocadherin-8-like. The coding region runs from base 175 to 3240 and encodes 1021 amino acids. The record is from RefSeq and is a predicted model, not a curated record. NCBI's taxonomy places the organism in Eukaryota, Metazoa, Chordata, Lepidosauria, Squamata, Cordylidae. Gene Ontology annotation, molecular function: calcium ion binding. Gene Ontology annotation, cellular component: plasma membrane. Gene Ontology annotation, biological process: homophilic cell-cell adhesion. The transcript has 4 exons.
GUACAGUGGGGACUGUGAGAAGUCUAGCUGGAAGGGAGGCGCAGCAGCAAACUUCAGAGCAGAGCGUGUCUGGGCUGUGCUGCGAGUGAGGCUGGUGGAGCAUCGUUGUUUUGGUUUCGGAUCCUACACAGAACUCAAGGGGUUUUUUAGAGGGUGUAUUUCAGUAGGGGCGACAUGACCGCCUCCCAUCUUCUAUUUGUGCCCAUGCUACUCCAGAGCCUCCUGUUCUCGGGAGUGCUCUGCGAGGCCAUGAGAUUCCACACAGACGAGGAACAGCCGCCCGGCACUGUCGUCGGGGUGCUGAUGGAGGAGCUGCUGCAGCUCGGCUCAAGAGUGGACGGGCCCCCCAGUAGCUUCCGCCUAGUGAAGCAGGCGGGCAACAGCUCGCUGGUGCGGGUCCGCGAGCGGGACGGCCAGCUGAGCCUGGGCUCGGAGCGCCUGGACCGCGAGCAGUUGUGCGCGGCGGGCGGGCAGGCGGAGGAGGAGGCGUGCGUGCUGGCCUUCGACGUGGUGAGCCUGGGCGGGCCGCGCGGCGGCGCCCAGCAGUACCGCCUGCUGCACGUGGAGCUGGAGGUGCGCGACAUCAACGACCACGCGCCGCGCUUCCCGCAGCCGCUCAUCGCCCUGGAGGUGUCGGAGAGCGCCGCGCCGGGCACCCGCCUGCCGCUGGGCCUGGCGCACGACCUGGACGCGGGCUCCAACGGCAUCCAGAGCUUCGCCGUCUCGCCCAACAGCCACUUCGGCCUGGAGGUGCAGAGCCGCGCCGACGGGCUGAAGUGCGCCGAGCUGGUGCUGCUGAGCGAGCUGGACCGCGAGGCGCAGGCCUCCUACCGCCUGGAGCUGGUGGCCAAGGACGGCGGCAGCCCGGCGCGCUCGGGCACGGCCACGGUCAGCGUGCGGGUGCUGGACGCCAACGACAACGCGCCCGCCUUCCCGCACGGCGCGCUGCUGACCGUCGAGCUGCCCGAGGACGCGCCGCCGGGCUCGCUGCUGCUCGACCUGGACGCGGCCGACCCGGACGAGGGCGCCAACGGGCAGCUGCUCUACGCCUGGGGCAGCCAGGUGCCGGCCGAGGCGCGCGCCCUCUUCGGCCUCGACCCGCUCUCGGGCCGCCUCAGCCUGCAGGGCGCCGUCGACUACGAGCUGCAGCGCGCCUACGAGCUCGACGUGCAGGCCAGCGACCGCGGCGCCAGCCCCCUGGCGGCCAGCUGCAAGGUGGUGGUGCGCCUGCUCGACGUCAACGACAACGCGCCCGCCGUGGCCAUCAGCGCCCUCAGCGGCAGCGGCGGCAGCAGCGGCCCCUCUUCCCCGGGCUCGGCACAGGCCUCCGCCUCGGACCCCGCCGCCGCCGCCGCCGCGGUGGUGGCCUACGUGAGCGAGGCGGCGGCGGCCGAGAGCCUGGUGGCGCUGGUCAGCACCUCGGACGGCGACGCGGGCGCCAACGGGCAGGUGCGCUGCGCGCUGCUGGCCGCGCCCCACGAGCCCUUCGCCCUGCAGCGCGCCUACGACGCCAGCUACGUGGUGCUCACCACCGGCGCCCUGGACCGCGAGCGCGUGGCCGAGUACAACCUGACGGUGGUGGCCGAGGACCUGGGCUCGCCGCCCGCCAAGACGGUGCGCCGCCUCACCGUGCGCCUGGCCGACGAGAACGACAACGCGCCGCGCUUCGCCAAGGCCCGCUACGAGGUGGCCGUGCUGGAGAACAACCCGCCCGGCGCCUACCUGGCCGCCGUCCUCGCCGCCGACCCGGACCUGGGGCCCAACGGCAAGGUCACCUACCGCCUGCUGGAGGAGCCAGUAACUGGAUCCCCCGCCCCAUCCCAACUGAUCUCGGUGGAUCCCCACAGUGGGGUCAUCCGAGCCCUGCGGUCCCUGGACUACGAGCAGCGGCUGCAGCCGCUAGAAGUAGGGAUCGAAGCUUGCGACGGAGGCGCCCCGCAGCUCUGCCAGCGGACUCGGGUUGGGAUCACUGUGGUGGACCAGAACGACAACCCACCGCAGAUCACCUUCCCGCUGCUGGUCAACGGCUCUGCGGAUCUCCCGCUGCCUCUCAGAGCUCCCGUCGGUUUCCUGAUCGCUCGGGUAGUAGCCAGGGACGCAGACGAUGGCCCCAAUGCCGAGCUCUCUUUCUCUAUCGUGGGGGCCAAGCCCAAGCUCUUCGCUAUCACUCCCCUGACGGGAGAACUCUUUCUGAGGCAGAGACUUCCUGGGGGCGUCUCGUCGGAAACGGCCUUUUCCUUGGUCGUCGCCGUCGAGGACGGCGGGAGGCCUUCCCUGACUUGUACUGCCAUGCUGCGGCUUAUUCCCACGGACACACUACCCUCUAGCGUGGAGAUCGUGGUCAUGCAGCCCUCGGCGACCGAAGAACAGACCUUAAAUCUCUCGGUGGUCUUGAUUGCGGUGCUGGCAGGAGGCUGCGGGUUGUUGCUGGUCGCCAUCCUCUUGGUGGUAGCCUCCACCUGCAGGAGCAAGAAGAGCCUCUUCGGAGUCAUGCCCCCAGAAUCGAUGCGAUGCAAGGCAGGGAGGCUGAUGCCGGCAGCAGAGAAGCCUGCAUCGGAAUGUGUGGACUUGCUCAGCACGCAUUUGGUCUUGAGCGCUGCUGCUAGGUCCGGGCCAGAAGGAAGAAGUGGAGAGCCUUUAAGCGUGGCCGUGAGGAGCAUCUCCAGUUACGCCUCUCAGGUUCACAUUCCUUUUCAACCCUCAUCUGUAUGGGAGGAGGGGCAAUCGGCUUCAAACUUCAGUACUCAUUCAACUCCAGAUCAACUGAGUACAAAAGACAGUGGGAAAGGAGACAGUGAAUGUAAUGACAGUGACUCUGAUGUUAGCAGGGAAGGAGUGAAGAAAUCCUCAGCAGAAAUGAUUGAGAAAGAAGUUGGGACUGCAACCUUUGCCAAAGGACAAUCUUACAGAGAGGCAGAAAACAGAGGGCUGCAUGUCCACUUAUCUUCAAAAAGUAAAAGUCUUCCAAUUCAUUACGAACAUGGGGGUACAAUUGCAUAUCCUGCAACUCGGAUUUAUGAACAUCUUCCUCAGCUGAGAAAAUCUCUUUUUCCUUCUGAGUUCUCAACACAACAUGAAGGCUGCUCUCCCGUUCAGACUGAAAGACUUCAGAGUGUCUAUGAAAAAAUUCUUAAUGGCAGGACAGACUUGACUGCUUCUUCAAGACAGUACAAAGAAUUAAACUAUCCUCCACAGAAUUCUUUAUCAACAGAUCUCUCUGAGAUAGCAACAUCAUUUUGACAGAGCAAUGGAAAGAGCACUCAGAAGUGUAUAGUGAGGUUUUGUGUGUGCAUAACCUAGCCAAAGUUUAGCAUUUUAAAGUCCCAUUGGACUAAUGGAGUUAAAACAUGCUGGUGGACAUCCGGACUAGUGUUGCGCUUAUAUAGGGGUGCUCAACCCAAAUGUCCUGAUGGGCAGAAACCAACCAUGACUUUGUGUGCACGGUCAAGGUCGUGCACAAUAGACAAUACUGAGCUAGAUAGACCAGUGGUCUGACUCAAUAUAUAGCAGUUUCCUAUGUUCCUGUGUUUUAGGGCAUUGAUUAUUAAAUUAAUAUUUAAUUAAUUAAAUUGAGUCAGAUUAAAUUGAAUUAAAAUUUAUUUUUAAAUUUAAUUCCACCACCCACAUUCGAAGGCAGCCCUCAGCCCGCCCGCCUGCAUCUAUCCUUCCCCUCCGGGCAACUUCCCUCCAGUUUCAAAAGUCGCCACUGCUGCCAGCUACCUCAAAGGCCUCCUGUGUCUUCAUCAGGGUGCAUGCGCCCCCUCAUUCCCAGGAAGCUCUCAACUUUCAGAAGCAGAGUGGCUCAGGAGCCGUGGUGAGCGGCUGAGGGAGGCGGUGGCACUGCCUCCACAUCGCAGUAGCAUGCCACCUCACCAUCACUCCUGUUGAUCACCUGUCAGGGCUCCCAGAGCCAUCCUGCUGCUCUUGGGCCUGGGAGGUGGGUGGCAGCGGUGGCCACAACUUUUGAAAUGAGGGGUGUUGGUCAGAGGCGGGGGGUGUGUGGCUGAGGGCUGCCUUCCAUUGUGGGCCGGCAAAAUGUGCCCGCGGGCCAGAUAUUGUGCAGCCCUGCACUAGUGCAACAACUAGUUAACACAAGCUUGAAUAUGUCCUAGAGAAGAUCUAGUUGUGGUGCUUUGCAUCAUUGUGCAAUGACAUGGGACAUAUUCAGAGUUGUGUAGCCAGUUGUGCAGUGUAUUGUGAAAUUUGUUGUGCAACUGUUGACAAGUUGUUAAAAUCAAUAGCACAAGCAGUGGUCUGGAACACAUUUUCCUUUCUUUGUACAUUGUCCUUAAACUAGUGCAACAUUAGUUAGAUGUAGGCCGCUUAACUUUGGUUGGCUCAUGUUCUAUAUUUGUGCAAAAAUGUUGCCUGGAGAGGUGCAUAAGGGAAAUUCAGAAAUGUAAAUAUUUUCUUAAGUUAUGGCACAAGAAAUCAGUCUAGACAAAUGUUUUUUCUGUGUAUUAUUUUAUUAGAGUCUAUGUGCAAAGAACUAUAAAAAGUGAACACAUUGUUAAUGAUAGAGGCUAUAAGAUGUGCUUUUAAUAUUUUUAAAUAAAUUACACACAGGAAUACAAAGCAAAAGUUUAUGAAUGCCUUGAAAAUUAUACAGGCUGGUUUGUUCCUUGGAA